UCAAUCACUCUUCUUUGUCUACUUUCUCCAUCAGUUACACAACAACCCCACAGCCUUGCCAACGGCCUUCCUUCUUCUGGCAAUGGGUCCUCCUUUCUUCCUACUUAAACCCUAACCCUCAUGCUAUAAAGGUAUCAUCUUUAACCUCUCUCCUUCCAUUAACGCUCUGCAACCAACUCUCCCCUGUCAGUCUGCAUGGCUCCCCCUCUCCCCUUCUUCUCCAUCAUCUUCUUCCUCCUGUUCUCUUGCGCAAACUCUCAGCCUUCUCCUGGAUAUUAUCCAAGCGCUCACUUCAGUCCUCUUAGAUUCUAUGAAGGAUAUAAUUGCUUAUGGGAGCAGCAGCAUCAAACAGUCUCUCAGGAUCAAUCCUCUGUCACAAUCUGGCUAGAUAAAUCUUCAGGAAGUGGAUUCAAGUCAAAAACUGCAUAUUUAAGCGGCUAUUUUGCUGCUUCAGUAAAGCUCCAGAGUGGAUACACAGCUGGAGUGAACACAGCAUUCUAUCUUUCAAAUAAUGAAGCCCACCCUGGAUAUCAUGAUGAGGUGGACAUUGAAUUUCUGGGGACUAUUCCUGGCAAACCCUACACUUUGCAGACAAAUGUUUAUGUGAUGGGGAGUGGAGACGGCAGAAUUAUUGGGAGAGAGAUGAGAUUUCACCUCUGGUUUGAUCCGACGGCUGAUUUUCACAAUUAUGCAAUACUUUGGAACCCUGAAGAGAUUAUUUUCUUCGUCGACGAUAUACCGAUACGACGAUACACAAGCAAUAACGAUGCGACGUUUCCUCGCCGUCCGAUGUGGGUUUAUGGGUCGAUAUGGGACGCAUCAUCAUGGGCGACAGAGAACGGAAAAUACAGAGUAGAUUACAAUUACCAACCCUUCAUCGCUCGAAUGACCAAGUUUCUCAUCGGCGGCUGCUCGGCCUACGCCUCCGGAAACUGCCGGCCGCCGCCAACUUCUCCGGCGGGUCUUGGACUCAGCAGCAUGCAGUACAUGUCCAUGAGAUGGGCUCAGCAGAACUACAUGGUUUAUGAUUAUUGCAGGGAUUCUUCAAGGGAUCAUUCGCUCACCCCAGAGUGUUAGGAAGAUUUACAUAUAUGCCACUAAAUUUUGAUUUAUUUACUUAUCUAGCCAGCACCAAAACU
This is a messenger RNA of Phalaenopsis equestris, 1139 nucleotides long. RefSeq names its product probable xyloglucan endotransglucosylase/hydrolase protein 32. Bases 196 to 1077 code for a protein of 293 amino acids. Lineage: Eukaryota; Viridiplantae; Streptophyta; Magnoliopsida; Asparagales; Orchidaceae. Gene Ontology annotation, molecular function: xyloglucan:xyloglucosyl transferase activity; hydrolase activity, hydrolyzing O-glycosyl compounds. The record is from RefSeq and is a predicted model, not a curated record. The transcript has 4 exons. Gene Ontology annotation, biological process: xyloglucan metabolic process; cell wall biogenesis. Gene Ontology annotation, cellular component: cell wall; apoplast.